UUAUUCUAAGUAAAUAUAAUUAUUUUUGUUUAGCAAACUAUUAUUACUCACGCUCAAGGUCGAACUGCGCCGCCAAUGACGAUAAAAUGUUGAUAAUUUUUGAGGUUAGGCGCUGACAUCAUUAGUGUUUUGUUAUGAUGAUUUUCCGGGAAAGGACGCCAAAAUAAAAAGUAACAUAGAAAACAAUAGCCUAUCAAGGCCAGGUGAUAAAUUGAAUGCAAAUAUAUUUAACACGAAUAGAAAUGUUUAACGACUCGUAAAGUCAGAAAGCCGACGCGGAUUUUAUUGAUUUUUCUUGACCUGUUGAACAUAUUGAACACCAGUUGCUUCUAAUGAUCCCAUGAGCUCUGAGUCCUUUGCCCAAGAAAGAGAACAGACUGUUGGAUUGUUGAGUAGCAACAUGGAAGCUAGAGCAGAAGCACAAAAAACCAAACAUUAUAAAUCAUUAUAUACCUUUACAACAUCUGUUGGAGUAGGUACCUUGAUUUUGAUGGUGUUUUGGAUCCUACAUUACAGAGGAGGAUUUUCAUGGAAUACAAAACCUGAUCAACAGUUCUACUGGCAUCCUUAUUUGAUGUUUUUAGGCAUGCUCUUCCUUUACUCACAAUCAAUGCUAGUAUACAGGACAUACAGGACUUCAGCAAAGAAAAAUUUGAAACUAGCUCAUGCUGGUAUACAUUUUUUGGCAUUUAUUUUAUCAGUAAUAGGUUUGAAAGCAGUAUUUGACUCCCACAAUUAUGCAAAGCCACCUAUACCAAACCUAUACACUCUCCAUUCCUGGAUUGGUUUGAUCACAGUCAUCAUUUUUUCUAUACAGUUUUUGGCUGGAUUUGUGACUUUCCUGUACCCAGGUUUGGCUGGGUCUAUUCGUAAAGCAGCAAUGCCUGUUCAUACUGCAUUUGGUACUGGUCUGUUUGUACUAGCCCUUGUUGCAGCAAUUUCUGGAAUUAUGGAGAAAGCUAUUUGGACACUCAAAAACGAAUAUGCUGAUUUCCGAGCAGAAGGAGUGGUCUUCAACUUUAUGGGAAUAUUCAUCGCGCUUUAUGGAGUACUUGUAUUGUACCUGGUGAAUGAAUCAGACUACAAGAGAGCUCCACUGCCAGAAGAUCAAAUAGCCUUGUCACAUUCUGAAUAAUAUGUCAAGUAUUGUCACGAAACACAGCUUAGAGUGAAGUGAUGCAAAUUGUUCUUAAUACAAAUUUAGUUUUAUAUUAUUAGAUAACGUUUAUAGGUGACCUAAAAAUGUGCCGAAAUUUUAUCAGCCAGUCAUUUCACAGGGCCACAACUUGAGUUUGUGGAGCAAAUAUUUUUGUCUAUUCUGUGUGGCAAUUAUUUUGCACUAAAUAUGGAAAGGAGGGAAGAGCUGCAGAAGCACAAAUUAAAUCGAUUUGCCUAGUGAAGUUAUCUGGAUAUCUGGAAUACCCAUUUGUACCUAAAUAUACCAGAACAGUUUGCAACAUUCGAUUACAGAAAGAGCAAACAGACUCCUAGGACCAAAAUAAAUUUGAAACCCUAUACGGCUGUAUCUUUAGUAGAUUUUGGCUUGGUUUAUGAAACCUUUUGUAGGUUAUUAUGCCAUUGAGAACGUUUUUUUGCAAGUGCUUCAUUUAACAAGUUCCUUAAUUUGCCUUAUUUUGUUACUUCAACUACAGGGUCCGGCAGUGAAACUUGACGGUUUUUGAAAUGAGAGAAAUCAGUGAAUUUUCAAGAUAUUUUUAGAUAUAUAUUUUUGUUUAAUAGAGAAAGGACGGAAAUUAGAGAUUCACACCAUAAAGUAGAGAAAAACCAUUAUGUGUAUGAAAAAAUAACGUCGCUCAAAUGACGAACCCCAUAUUCCACGCACUGCUCAAAUCGGUUGAUGCAGCGCGCCAUCACUCUCUCCAAAGUGUGUUGAGGGAUCGCAUGAAUUUCUCUCCGGAUGUUCUCUAGCAGUUGUUCCAAACUUCGAGGCUUGUCCAGCUGAACUUUUCCCUUGAGGUAGCCCCACAGAUAAAAAUCGCAUGGGGACAAAUCGGGAGAGCGUGAAGGCCAUGGAAUGCCAACACGGAGAGAAAUUAAUUUGCCGGGAAAUGACCAUCUCAGCAGCUCCAUUGACAAACGUGACGUAUGGGCAGUAGCCCCAUUCUGUUGAAACCAAACCAUUCUAAGAGGAAAGCGGCGACUACGUAAUUCAGGAAGAAAAAAAUCCUGGAUCAUGGAUACAUAUCGCUCCGAAGUCACUGACAGUUGACUUACUGACUGCUACACAUACAGUUACCCUUUACUGGCCUUUGAUGGAGCUGUCGUGGGUUUUCCGGUCCCCUCUCCAACCACUCGUCCAAUCUCUACCUGCUUUUAAAAACCAUCAGAUUCCACUGCCGGACCCUUUGGUCUUUAAAUGGCAUUCUAUAAUGUAAAAGUAUUUUACAUCAAUGUUAUUUUUUUCGAAAUAUUGAAACAUUUGAUCUGAUUCCUCGUUUAUAAUUGUGGAAGCAAUUUAUAUGUGAUUUUUAAGUGUGACUAUUUUAUUAUAGAUUUGAUUUACUUCAAAAUAUGGUAUUUUGAGCUUACACAACUUUGUAACUAUGAGUAUUUGUCAGAGUCUGAUUCUAACAAAAUAAUAAUUAUUGGUAUUCUAUUAGAUCUUACCAAUGUAAUUGAAGCUGGAGUGUUGACCAAAUGUUUGAAACUAAUCGCAUUAUUAACUACUAUGUCGUAAUUUGUCUGUGUUUUUGGUAAAACUUUGGCCUAAGUAUGCCUAAGUUGAACUACAAGGUGCUUUGUUGGUAUGUCAUCAAAAUUUUUAAUUUUUGUGUGCAGUUAAAAAAUAGUUUUUUAGAUUUACCAGUAUAUAUUUUUGCUAGAAAUGUAUUUAUAUUUUAAAUAUUGUUCCUAUAAGCAUGUGGUUAUAGACUAUGUGUCUAUUAAAUACCCGAACACCCCAAAAACUUGGCAACCAAUCAUCUUCUGGAAAAAAAAGGUUGUAAAUAAAGUUUCAGGGUAUCAAAAAAGCAAAUUGUCAGUGAUCUCAAAUAUGAUCUAGGCGAUGACCUCAAAGGUCAUUUGGAGAUCAACUUUAUAAAUUCAAAUGGCAAUCGCCUUUUUGUCAGCAGAUUUGUGUCCAGCUCAAGAUUCCACAUCAGAAUGCUUUUUCAUACAUGACGUCAGGUAGUAAUGAGCGGUAUAGUCAGUGUGACACUGUAACGUCUGAAAAGUACACCCCGAAAACGUGACAACCGCGCACUUUCCUCUUCCUGUAUGGCCAGACUGCGCCACAAGUCAUAACAGCGUUCCUUUUUGACCUCUGAACUUCAUUUCAAAAAUGCAUAGGGCGUUGGGGCGUUAAUGUAAUUUGAAAACGUACACAUUAAUAAUGACUAAUGACCGCCUGACCUCACGCAUGGAAUCUGAUGUAAAAUCUCUACCUCGACAUGAAUCUGUUGUCAAAAAUGGUGGUUACUACGUGAAUUUACAAACUUGACCUCCAAAUAGUCUUUAAGGUCAUUGUUUAGGUCAUAUCUGAGAUCAGAGACAAAUUGCUUUUUUGAUAUCCUGAGGCUUUUCUUAAACUUUUUUUUUACAAAAAACGAGUAGUUAAGUUUUUGGGGUGUUCCGCUAUAUGUAUAUGUAUUUCAAUCGGUAUAUAUAUUGUUGGUGCUAUUUUUUAUGUUCAUGUUGAGUUCCACUGUGACACUUUCAAAAUUCUAUGACUCAAUGUGUUCGUCUACCGGUAGUACACAGCGCUAAAGCUGCUGCACGAUUGUUAACAGAUGAUGUUAGAUACCUCAUCUGCUUUAUGCAGCUGCCAUCCCUAGCGAUUAUACGAUAAGCGCUGCAAAAAGUCGCUUGAAGCGCAUUCCGCCGAAAUCUGCAGAGAAGCACACAUUGUUUCUUCAUGUCUUUCAUUAAUCCACCAAUGAAUUUCGCAUAUUCAAUUCCAAAAUUCUAUUUUUUUAUUGUAAUCGGUAAUGUAUAUUUUUUUCUCGGUUCAAAACAACCAAAUCGACUGAUUUUUUUAAAUCGUAACGUAAAUUUACUAUACAAAUUGAAUGUAUAUUAUAUAGUGUAUAUACAAAUAUACGUAUGUGUUUGCAAACAA
Messenger RNA from Acanthoscelides obtectus, 4078 nucleotides. NCBI's taxonomy places the organism in Eukaryota, Metazoa, Arthropoda, Insecta, Coleoptera, Chrysomelidae. The record is from the annotation of a GenBank genome assembly.